AUGAAGGUCGCCAUCGCAUUCCUGGCCUGCGUGGUCCUGGUCACUGCGGCCGGUGUCCAGCAGACGCACAAGGUCAAGAUCGCCGACAAGUCGUUCCUCGAGAAGCAGAAGUUCCUCUUCGAGAUCGUCUACCGCAUGGAGGAGCCGCUGGCCUUCGAGGAGCACAUAAAGACGGGCGAGAAGUUCCACCUGGAGAAGCCGCACUACACGCACUUCGACCUGUACAUGGAGAAGUUCCUCGAGGCCCACAAGGCGCACGCCCUGCUGCCGAAAGGAGAGUUCUUCGGCGCCCUGGUGAAGCCGCAUGCCAAGCAGGCUCGCGGCCUCUUCAACUUCUUCUACUACGCCAAGGACUGGGAGACCUUCAGGGCCGACGUGGCCUGGGCCCGCAUGCACGUCAACGAGGGCAUGUUCGUCUACGCCCUGACCCUGGCCGUCAUCCAUCGCCAGGACUGCCACGGUCUGAUCCUGCCCGCCAUCCACGAGAUCUUCCCCCAGUUCUUCCUGCACAGCAAGUUCGUGCUGGAGGCCGAGAAGUUCGACUACGAGAUGUGGAUGAAGAUGAGCCUGUACGAGAAGGAGUACCUGGAUAUCUACCACAAGACGUCGUCGCUGGGAUACGGAAACAUGUACCAGUCCAGCGACUACAUGUACAUCAAGGACUUCAAGACCUGGCAGUGGUGGAAGCUGAUGGGCCUGGGCACCGAGCACUGGUACAGCGAGGACAAGUACAUGCUGCGCGAGAACAUCCACGAGUUCAACCAGGAGGCCCAGUGGCUCCAGAUGAUGGCCGAGGUGAAGAAGUUCUACAUGCCGGUGGACUACUCCCGGGAUUUGCACCUCUACAACGAGGAGUCGCAGCUGUCCUACUUCACCGAGGAUCUGGGCUGGAACUCGUACUGGUACUACCUGAACAUGGACUACUCCUUCUUCCUGGACGGCAAGACCUUCGAUCUGCACAACGAUCGUCGUGGCGAAUGGUGGCUGUACAAUGUCCACCAGCUGCUCAGCCGCUACCACAUGGAGCGUCUGUCCCACGGCCUGGGCGAGAUCCCCGCCUUCUCCUGGCUCCACCAGAUCGAGAUGGGCUACGACCCGCAGAUGAUCUACUACAACGGCGUCGGCUUCAGCCAGCGCAAGAACUACUUCGAGAUGGAGACGUACGGCAACUUCGAGAUGCUGGACAAGAUCACCGGCUUCCUGGGUCGCGUUCACAGCCUCGUCGAGACGGGCUACUACCUCACGGCCGACGGCCACAAGGUCGAUCUCCGCCAGCCGGAGGCCAUCGAGUUCGUGGGCAACAUGAUGCAGGGCAAUAUCGACACCAUGGACAACAUGUUCUUCCAGUUCUGGUCUAUGCUAUCGCACAUGUACUUCGCCGACGCGGACCUCCACCAGAUGGAGGUGCUGCCCCAUGUGAUGCUCAACUUCGAGACCAUGAUGCGCGAUCCCCUGUUCUACAUGUUCUACAAGACCAUCGCCCAGGUGUACUUCCAGUUCAUGCACCACCUGCCCAGGUACACCAAGGAGCAGCUCCUGAUGCCCGGCGUCACCCUGAAGCAUGUGGAGGUCAGCGAGCUGAGCACCUACUUCGAUCUGGUGGACUUUGAUGUGACCACCCUGAUGAACGGCAAGAUGAUCUUCCACGAGGGUCAGUUCGUGUGGGACAAGUCGCUGUUUGCCCGCCAGAUGAGGCUGAACCACAAGCCCUUCAGCUACACCUACAGCAUUGAGGCGGCCAAGGCCGAGAAGGUGGUGAUCCGCGCCUUCCUGGGACCCAAGUUCGAUGAGUUCGGCCGGACGAUCUCGCUGGCGGACAACCGGAUGAACUUCAUGGAGAUCGAUGAGUUCCGCUACGAUCUCCAGGCCGGCAGCAACGUGAUCACCAGGAGGUCCAGCGAGUUCUACUGGACGGUCAAGGAUCGCACCACCUACACGGAGCUCUACUACUACACGAUGAUGGCCUUCGACGGCAAGUACGACUUCCCGCUGGAGAUCAGCGAGCCCCACUGCGGCUUCCCCGAUCGCCUGGUCCUGCCCAUGGGCUGGCAGCGGGGCAUGCCCAUGCAGAUGUUCUUCAUGGUCAUCCCGUACAUGGCGCCCGAGCAGGAACAGUUCUCCACCUUCGACUAUAGCUACUCGUGCGGAAUCGGAUCGGGAGCCCGCUUCGUGGACUCCAUGCCCUUCGGCUAUCCCUUCGAUCGCGAGGUCGACGAGUACGAGUUCUUCGUGCCGAACAUGUACUUCAAGGACGUGACCAUCUACCACGAAGACACCAUGGAGAAGUACCACCAGUACAAGAGCUACUCCAACUACGGCCACUUCGACUACUCCUUCUUCAACGACUACUACACCAAGUACUUCAAGAUGUAG
Messenger RNA from Drosophila takahashii, 2373 nucleotides. It is a transcript of the gene Lsp1alpha, whose product is annotated as Larval serum protein 1 alpha. The record is from RefSeq and is a predicted model, not a curated record. Lineage: Eukaryota; Metazoa; Arthropoda; Insecta; Diptera; Drosophilidae.